CAACGUAUCGUAAGUGUACUGUAUAACUGUUAGAUGGUAGAGAAUAUUAUCGAAGAUUUAGUUUAAACUUUCUCGUAACGUUAUAGUCAAAGUACUAAUUAGUGAAGUCGUGGUCAAAAGUAAUAUAUAUAUAUAUAUUACUAUCAUUAUAGUUAAUAACAGCGACUAAAUCAAAACCGUCAAGAUCAUGAUGAUACUGUGAUAGUGAUACUGAUAACGGAAAUUCAAGCAACUGAGAAGUUCUAUUUCAUACUGAACUGUAAAUAGCACAUUGUGUUAAUUGAGAAGUCAAACUAUUUCAUACUGAACUGUAAAUAGCAUGUUGUGUUAACUGAGAAGUUGCACUAUUUUUAAAUGGACUGCAAAUAACAAGUAAUCAAGAUGACCACUGAAGGGAAAAUCAAAGUUCUGUGUGGAAGCUGUCCAGAUGGGCAGUGUCAGGCCAAACUGUUCUUUCCAUCCUAUGAUACAAGUAUCGAAUGCACAAGCUGUGGUCAGCGUCACGAACGCAGAUUCUUGAAGAAUGUCCAAGAAGUUUCUAACCCGGGUGUUGCCUUACACAAUAUGAUUAAGAACAUACUAGUCAGCAACGUGAUGCCGAAACGAGGGGCUGAAAUGGUAAAAGUAUUAGGGUUAUCUAACUAUCACUGCAAACUGCUGUCACCACUUCUCACGUAUUAUGGGAUGGAGAAAAAGUCAGGAAAAGCGGUGCUUCUACGGGAAAUGAACCAAGGGGACAUGUUUGACUGCAGUCUGUUGGGAGACAGGGCCUUUCUGCUCGAUCCUGAACACAUAUCAGUGGUGGGGUAUGGACGAGAUGUUUCAGGAAGCAUGAGUUAUCUCUCUGGAACUUUAGAACAAAUAAAAAUGUACAACGAUGGAGAAGAAAGACUAAUUCCCAUUCAUGCUGACGGGGACGGCCACUGUCUGGUGCAUGCUGUGUCUCGUGCCCUGGUUGGACGAGAACUCUUUUGGCAUCCUUUGAGAUGCAACUUAAAAACUCACUUUGAACAAAAUUUAGAUGAAUACAAGAAACUCUUUCGAGACUUCAUUGCUGAUCAAGAGUGGAAAGCUAUAAUAGAUGAAUGUGAUCCCGACUUCAUCCCACCUGAAAAUGAGCUUUUAGGGUUGAGAAACAUACACAUUUUUGGGCUAGCAAAUGUUUUAAAACGGCCCAUCGUCCUUUUGGACUCUCUUGCCGGAAUGCAAAGCCUUGGAGACUAUGCGGCUCUGUUCCUUCCGGCCAUGGUGACUCCUGAAGAAUGCUGUUCAAGAGAUGGACUGCUUCACAAACCCUUAUGUUUAGCCUGGAGUUCUCAUGGCCACAACCAUUACAUAGCUUUAGUGGGAGUCAGGAAACGAUCUCUGCCACGCUUACCGAAAAGUCUUGUCCCAAAAGUCUGGGGUGUUCCCCAAGGCUUAAUUGAUAAAUAUGUAAAAUUUGAAGACAAUAACUGCUGUAUUUUGGGAGGAGAUCGUACCCUAGGAGACUCCUAUGUCUUGAGACUGGCCAAAGCAAUGGAAGAGGUAUUUUGGAAGAGAUACGGGGUUCACCCAGAAUUAAUUGCCGAUGUGCAUCAGUAUGUUUAUCGUCGUACAGGAAUAGUAGGGGUUAAGCCACAGAUGGUUGUACAGGCAACCCAAAAAUCUAUACAGGAGCAGCGGCUCUAUCGCUGUCUGACAUGCGAUGCUAUUUGUGAAGUAAUUGUGGUGUCCGAGUGGUUGAAACCAGGAGGAACUCUGUACAAAACAGCUACCCAGAAUCACGGGCAACUUCAGCAAGAUAAGCUGUAUUCUUUUCCUAUGCAAGGUGUGAUUUGCCGAUAUGAUGGGAGCAGAGAUGAACUGAUCCCAGAUUUCAGUAGGGAGGCUUUAGAGAAGUGUACAUGGUGUCAAGGGACUCAGAUGCGACUGGUUAACGGAGAUGGAACAGCUCGAUACAGGAAUGGUGACAGAACAAAGACUCGCUCCAAAUCAACCUUGUGUAACUGUGGAUUUAAGCAUUACUGGGAUGGAAAGGAGUACGAUAAUAUUCCUCUUGAAUUGCCUGUGGUGUUAGAAUGGAAUAAUAAGGUUGUUCGUGAUACGGUGCUGUGGUUUCAGAAUGAGAGUGAUUUGUCUCUCAACAGCAAUGUCUACGAUGUGGCUUCUGCUGUCGUCCAGAAACAUUUUCCAGGAGUGUUUGGCAGUGAACGCCUCUUGCAACGGGUGGUGGACCAGAUUCUUGAGCAGACUAAAGAUCACACUAAAGAUCAAGGGAAAGGACCACCUGUAGAUGGAGCCACUUGUCACAUGACUGAAACGGCUCAGAAGCUAAUUAUAGGUGGCGCUGGAAUUUUACACAAAGAGGAGCUUGGCGUGAGCAAAACAGAACGAGGAAUCCAGCGACAAAUAGCAGAGAAAGUUUCUAAACAACAGCAGAAAUUUACUGACAAAGUAAAAGCUAAAAGAGGAGCCUUGAAAUCGGAUCGGACAGCUAGUCCUCCUAGUCGGAGUUCUUCGUCAUCUAGCCCUACUGCCUCUCCUACCGAGAGGACUGCAAGAGAAACAAGGUCAGAAACCACAUCCCCAAGUGGCUCACCAUCAAAAGGAAGUUUUGUGAGAGUGGUCACUUCUGAUGGACAACAAGCACGAAUGCAACUCAGACCGGAGGGUAUCACUUUUAUUCAACUUCAGACCUGGAUUCAGGAAAAAUUUGGUGUAGAACCUGCUCAGCAGCGGGUAAAGUGGGGUUUCCCACUGAGGGAGUUAAAGCCUUCAUGCGAAGAGCAGGAGAACAGUUUAGUACCUCUUGCUCAUGGAGACAAAGUCACUGUUGAAGUUCAACCCAUUAUAAUUUCAGAACCUCAAGAAAUUACAGAAACACUGGCAGUAGCAGGCCCAUCUCUGAGUUCGUCGUCUCUGGACAGUGAAGUUACCAAGUUUGACAUGCUUAAACAAG
Limulus polyphemus (Atlantic horseshoe crab) is the source of this 2941-nucleotide messenger RNA. RefSeq names its product deubiquitinating protein VCIP135-like. The record is from RefSeq and is a predicted model, not a curated record. Gene Ontology annotation, biological process: protein K48-linked deubiquitination; Golgi reassembly; endoplasmic reticulum membrane fusion. The transcript is spliced from 14 exons. Gene Ontology annotation, molecular function: cysteine-type deubiquitinase activity. The annotation marks the transcript as partial. NCBI's taxonomy places the organism in Eukaryota, Metazoa, Arthropoda, Merostomata, Xiphosura, Limulidae.